Molecule: messenger RNA, 2864 nt
Organism: Oryctolagus cuniculus (rabbit)
Lineage: Eukaryota; Metazoa; Chordata; Mammalia; Lagomorpha; Leporidae
Source: RefSeq, a predicted model, not a curated record
UUUACGCCCACUGGAUCCAGAAGAGUUUCGUCUGCAAUAUUUUCCUGGUUCUUUUUUCUGAGGCUACCGUAACUCCCCUUUUAUUAAACUAAAUUUUCCCGGACUAUCGGUGCGCGCCCUCACUAUUCCGCCAUCUUGGCUCCGCCCCCGGGUGUUGUGUUUUAUCAAAUGCUUUCUAUGCAUCUAUUGAGAUAAUCAUAUGAAUUUUAUUCCUUUUGUUAGUGUGAUGUAUUGUCUAUUGAUUUUUAUGUGCCAAACUAACCUUGUAUCCCUGGGAUAAAUUUCCCCUUGUUUUAGGUGGAUGAUCUUUUUGAUGAGUUAGAUUUUAUUAGCUAGCAUUUGGUUGAGGAUUUUUACAUCAAACCAUCUUCUUUUGUAACAUCAGACACAGAGGUGACAGCUUUGCAUAGAUUAUUUUAUCAGCUUGCACAAUUGUGUAAGGUCAAAGUCCUGUUAUAAAAUCUGUUACAUGUGUUUGUAUGUGUAGAAAUUUCUUAGUGGCUUAGCAUCCCUGCUAAAACUCAGGGUGAUAGCAUAAGCAAGCCAGUAAACACAUCUGUUGUGCUGAUCUCUGUAUCUGUCUUUCUAUGUAAAUUAUUUACUUUGGAUGAUGAGAAGAGACCCUUGUCUGGAAGGUGGUACUGAAUAGAGUCUGGAUAUUCUGAAAUUGCAGAGUGAUCAUAUUUAUGAACAAAGCUUUUAAAUGAUCACUGACUCUAUUUUAAAAAGUUUCUUUUAAUUAUUAGAGUUGUUGAAUACUUGGAGAAAAAAUUAUUUCUUCAAUGGAAAGAUGCUUUUCUUCAGACAUUCUGGACCCUACUAUUUUGGUAUCACACUUCAUCUCCACUCCCUGUUUCCCCAGGGUUUGUGAAAGGGGACAUGUGGCAGAGGAAUCAGACCUCCCUGGCAGACUUCAUCCUUGAAGGGCUCUUUGAUGACUCCCUCACCCACUUUUUUCUUUUCUCCUUGACCAUGGUGGUCUUCUUCAUUGCAGUGAGUGGCAACACCCUAACCAUUCUCCUCAUCUGUGUGGAUUCCCGGCUUCAUACACCAAUGUACUUCCUGCUCAGACAGCUCUCCCUCAUGGACUUGAUGCAUGUUUCCACAACCAUCCCCAAGAUGGCUGCCAACUACCUAUCUGGCAAGAAGUCCAUCUCCUUUGUGGGCUGCGCAAUCCAGCACUUCCUCUAUUUGUCUCUAGGUGGUGCCGAAUGUCUUCUCCUAGCUCUCAUGUCCUAUGACCGCUAUGUUGCCAUCUGUCACCCCCUACGUUAUUCUGUGCUCAUGAACAGAACGGUGGGACUGAUGAUGGCGGUCAUGUCAUGGUUGGGUUCGAGCAUAAACUCCCUAAUCCACACAAUGAUUUUGAUGUACUCCCCUUUCUGUGGGCCUCGGAGGAUCCACCACUUCUACUGUGAGUUUCCAGCUGUUGUGAAGUUGGUCUGUGGUGACAUCACUGUUUAUGAGACCACAGCAUAUAUCAGCACCGUCCUACUUCUCCUCCUCCCCAUCAUCCUGGUUUCUACAUCUUACAUCUUCAUCCUCCACAGUGUCAUUCAGAUGCGUUCAGCUGGAAGUAAGAGAAAUGCCUUUGCCACUUGUAGCUCUCACUUCACCGUGGUUUCCCUGUGGUUUGGGGCCAUCAUCUUUUCAUACAUGAGGCCCAGAUCCCAGCGCACUCCACUGCAAGACAAAGUUGGAUCUGUCUUCAGUAGUAUCAUCACUCCCACACUGAAUCCUCUGAUUUAUACUCUUCGGAAUAAGGAUGUAGCCAACGCUCUGAGGAGAGUACUGAGGAGAGAUGUUACCACUGAGUGACCAUAAUGAUCUCCCCAAGGACAGAGUGGAUCGGAUAAUCCUCUCAAAGUUUCUAGCUAAAUCAUUGACAGUUUCCAAGUACCCAGAUUGCUGAUGCUCUGAGUCUCUGAGUAUGUGAGAAUGACAUAGUUGACACAGAAUUCCACUAAUCUAACUUGGUGUCAGGUACUCAAGCAACAUAGUUUACUUUUCUGGAAUCCUUUAGAGACAAUGGGAAAAAGUUUUAUACCAUUACGUUUCCCCUCUGGAAAAACUUUAUUCACUGAACACUUCACUCAGUGUAGCUCCACAUUCAUUGACUCUUCAGUUUGAGUUUUCUUUGCUUGAAUCUUUUCAUCAUUUUGACCUCUUUGAUGUUGGAUUGCCUCAUACGUAGUCCUAAGACUUCCUUCACUGUUUUCAUUGAUUUACCAAGUAAUCUUGUGUAUUUAAGUUUAUGUUUCCAUUCUUGCCUUUCCUCUAAAUUUGUGACUUAUAUAUUAAAUUUAUAACACCACAUUUCCACUUGACCAUCUGAUAAAUAAAUCAAACUUAAUAGAUCAAAACUAAAACUCACCACUACAUAUGCUUGUAUCUCCUAAUGAUUCCCAUUUAAGUAAAUGUUGCCAAAUAGUUACAUCUAUUAAGCAAGAAACCCUGAUAUAAUUUGCACUCUUUCCUCUCACCUACCACAUCCUGUUGGCUCUAUCAAAAUAUUCUCCAAAUAUGAGUGUUAUGCUUGUGUCUUCCCAAAUUAGUGUUGAAAUUCUAACCCCCAGUAUUGUGAUAUAAGGGGGUGAGGCUUUUGAGAAGUGAAGGUCAUGAAGUGAUGGGAUAUCACCCCUAUAGAAAAGUCUCCAGAGAAUCUCUUGCUCCUUCCUGCUAGAGCUCUCUUACUCAGGGUGAGAAGAUGGCCAUCUAGAGCCAGGAAGCAGCCCCCAGCAGGCACCAAAUCUGCCAGCACCUUGAUCUUGUGCUUUCCUGCCUCAGAAACUGGGGGAAAUAUAUAUUUGUCGGUUAAAUCAUCAAGGCUAUGCUAUUUUUUUAAAAAAAGAUUUAUUUAUUUG